CUUUAAAAAAGAGGACAAAAGUCCUGCUAAAUGAAAACUAACUGAGCGCGAGACAGAUGCUCAGCAUCACUUCUGUGUCUGUCUGUCCAGAGGCACGUGCUCGAGCGGGGGCGCGAUGCGCGCGAGAGUGGGAGGACGCUCGCGCUGACGGGGUUCGAGCACAGCUCGCGGUCAAUGCAGUGAUGGUGUGAGUGUCCGAGAGCCACAGCCUUGACUCCUCUGACAGGGUAAGUGUGUUUCAACAUGAGGCGCGAGCGCAGAAGUCCGGAACGCCUCGGCUUCUGUGUUGUAGUGUGUUUAGACGCGCGCCGCGGCCUGACUAGUUAAGUUAACCAGCGAUUAUUUUCUGAAGAGCACAUGAAAGUCCACCAUCAUCAUCAUCAUCCAUCAUCUGUGCUGCUGUUACAGUCGGACAUGCUGAAGCCGGGCGAGCCGAGCGGUUCUGCUUUCCUCAAAGUGGACCCGACCUACAUCCAGCACUGGCAGCAGCUCUUUCCGCAGAAUAGCGCACUGAAAGCCGCUUCUCUGCCGCCUCCGGUGCCGCUGGAGAACCUCCGCCUGCAGAGACCCAGCCUGAUAUCCUCCUCCACCUCCUCCAGCUCCAGCUCCUCCACCGCGUCCCCCGCGGGUCAGAUCGUGCUGUUCGGCCACACGCUGAGCUCCGACACCGGCGGCGGAUCUUCUCAAGCCAAAGAACUUUGUUUGUCGUCCAACUUUAAGAAUGAUAAAGGGUCGCGGCUGAAGCUGAGCUCCGAGGAGCUGGACUAUUAUCUGUACGGACAGCAGCGGAUGGAGAUCAUCCCGCUCAACAACCACAACGGAGAGCUCAACAACCGCUGUGACAUGUGUGCGGACAACCGGAACGGCGAGUGCCCCAUGCACGGACCCCUGCACUCGCUGCGGAGGCUGGUGGGCACCAGCAGCUCCUCGGCGGCCGUUCCUCCUCCAGAGGUCCCGGACUGGCUGAGGGAUCUGCCUCGUGAGGUGUGUCUGUGCACCAGCACCGUCCCGGGUCUGGGAUACGGCAUCUGUGCAUCCCAGCGUAUCCCACAGGGGACCUGGAUCGGGCCCUUCCAGGGCGUCCCGCUGCCGCUGGAGAAGGUGCAGUCGGGAUCCGUGCGAAACACAAGACACUUAUGGGAGAUUUACGAUCAGGAGGGAACCUUGCAGCACUUUAUUGACGGGAACGAGCCCAGUAAGUCGAGCUGGAUGAGGUACAUCCGCUGCGCCAGACACUGUGGAGAGCAGAACAUGAUGGUGGUGCAGUACAGGUCGUGUAUCUUCUACCGGGCGUGUGCAGAUAUUCCUCGAGGAACGGAGCUCCUGGUUUGGUACAACGACAGCUACACGUCUUUCUUCGGGAUCCCACUGCAGUGUGUCGCACAAGACGAAAACUUGAACGUGCCGUCUUCUGUCAUGGAGGCAAUGUCACGUCAGGACUCUCUCCAGCCCUUCAGCAAGAGCCCCAAACCCUCGUCUUCCUCGCUGCUGCUGACGCGCUCCAUGGUCUUCCCUCAUCCGCCCUGCUCUCGGAGUUUCACUCUGCUGGACAAGAGCGUCCACGCCGAGUCCAGUCUGAGCCAGAUGAGCGGGAAGAACCAGCGUGUGCUGGCCAGCCCCACGUCCACCAGCCAGCUGAGCUCCGACUUCAGCGACUGGCAUCUGUGGAAGUGUGGCCAGUGCUUCAAGACCUUCACGCAGAGGAUCCUGCUGCAGAUGCACGUGUGCACGCAGAACCCCGACAGGCCGUAUCAGUGCGGACACUGCUCGCAGUCGUUCUCGCAGCCAUCAGAGCUCCGCAAUCACGUGGUCACACACUCCAGCCACCCCCCCAACAACUGCUACCUACUCCGACCCUUCGCCGACCCACCAACCACCCUCAACAACCACAUCCGCACGCACACCGGGGAGAAGCCUUUCAAGUGCGAGCGGUGCGAGCGCAGCUUCACGCAGGCCACUCAGCUCAGCAGACACCAGCGGAUGCCCAACGAGUGCAAACCCAUCAGCGAGAGCAGCGAAUCAAUUGAGGUGGAUUAACUGAUUGACCGGCCGGAAUUAAACGGCCAGAGAAAAUCAUGAUUAAAUGUCACGGACACUUAAGCAAAACCAAAGAUUUCCUCUGAGAAACUCUCAAUCACACGCAGAAAACCAAAAGCAGUUAUAAAGUAAGUGAGAUGUUGAGAGAUAUCGAUCCUGGCACAGAUAGGGGGCGGGGCUAUCGGGGGCGGGGCUAUCGGCGAGAUUAUUUAUUCAUGAGUUCCUGAAAUGAGACUGUGUUUAGAAGACAAGAACAGAACAGCAAAAACUCAUCUUCUUCAUCAGUAUUUCUGACUUGUUUUCUAGUA
Molecule: messenger RNA, 2345 nt
Organism: Cyprinus carpio (common carp)
Lineage: Eukaryota; Metazoa; Chordata; Actinopteri; Cypriniformes; Cyprinidae
Gene: prdm6
Product: PR domain containing 6
Cellular component (GO): nucleus
Molecular function (GO): protein binding; histone methyltransferase activity
Source: RefSeq, a predicted model, not a curated record